Tilletiaria anomala UBC 951 is the source of this 1440-nucleotide messenger RNA. RefSeq lists its product as uncharacterized. The coding region runs from base 200 to 1033 and encodes 277 amino acids. NCBI's taxonomy places the organism in Eukaryota, Fungi, Basidiomycota, Exobasidiomycetes, Georgefischeriales, Tilletiariaceae. The transcript is spliced from 2 exons. The record is from RefSeq and is a predicted model, not a curated record.
GCUCUCACCAGCUCAUACCCUGCAUUCAUCAUACGUGCCCCAAGCGGCGAAUGACCCACUUGCUGCUCACCUUCUGCAAUCCUCCGCAGUUCUUGCCUAAUCACUUCCACAAUCUUACCGCAACUAACUAAGAUGCCGCCAAGCCAUGAAACGCCCUUCGUUUGUACCUCGCUCCCUCAGUUAACCAAAAUUCGAAGACAUGCCAGGCUUCUGGAAUGAAUCAUCACUACAAAAUGCCGGCGUCAUCUCAAGCUCUGCUCUCUGUCCGCCGUUCACCCCUCUCCGUGCGACCUUCCUCACUUCCCUCUCGUGCAUCCACACUCUCUUCCACCCAUCUGAUCCACACGCUCAUUUAAGUUACUCAUUCACUUCCAUCAUGCAGCCCACCAUUAUACUCCUACUCAUUCUCGGUGCUCUGACAUUUGUGCACAGCGGGCCCAACCCUGAAAACUAUCACGAACGCGAAGUCCCCCUCGGUGGCCGCAGCAGCAAGCAUCAGCGGCCCGUCCAAGUGCUCGGUGGUGCGGACCUCCUCAAACGUACUCCAACCUCCCACCACCAAGGCUUGAAAUCUUCGAUCGUGUCCUCAGUGGCAGGCGACCUGCACUUGCAGAAGCUGCCGGACCUCGCUCACCUCAGCUGUCCACGCGGUUGGACAAAGGUGGCUUACGGCGAAGCGAUCGACCACAGGGGUGACAUGAGCGAGGUCGAGCUGCGCAUGUCAAUCCUGGCUCCGCGCGCCAGCAGCAGAAACAGCAACCAUAACAACAGAAGCCACAAACACUCUUCUUCGGGUAUCACCUGCCAGGGUGAGAUGUGCUGCUACAAGUUCGAAAACGUACGUGGACCCAAGGGGAUCCGCGUGAACGAAGUGAACAGCUCUACGUCAACUAGCAGCAAGGGCAGCAGCAGCAGUGGUGGUGGGAACAACACCUCGAACACCUCUGAGAACUCGCUUGUCAACGCUAGCGGCGCAACGAUCAGCGUUUGCAUUUUGGCGAUUUGCAAUGCAUGCAAGAACGGCUGCAAGUAACCACUCUUCGCUGAGUGCGUCGUGCAGCGCUUACCAUGAUUCAUGCAAGAAACCUGCUUGGGCAUCGUCACUUGGCUUGCGUUGGCGACGUCGCUGCUUUCACAUGCCACCUGGAUGUGAGCUGGCGUCAAAUUUCGCUUUUUUUCUGUUCGUCCCUCCCUGCUAUGGCUCAAUGUCUUGUUUUUCGGAUGCCCGCUGGGGCCCAAGAGUCGUACUCAGUUCCAUGCAGCACGCACUGCUCUGCUCUCGCCUCUCGGGCCCGCCAAUUGUAGUCCUUCUGUCUUCUACUUUACAUACUUCAAUCUAGCACGCUCAUCGGAAUCCAGCAUAUUAUUGGCUUUGGCAUUGCGCAAUGUCCUGCAAGGAGACUCUACGUGCUGCCAACCCCCCGUUAAAACUAGUACAGG